CCUCACUAUGGCAGCAGCAGCAGCGCGGCACAGCACCCUCGACUUCCUGCUUGGCGCCACAGCUGAUUGCAAUGCCGUUCUUAAAGCUCUACAGCCCAUUUUUCAGGAGCAGGGAAUGACAGAAACAGUUCAUAACUGGGAAGAUCAUGGUUAUUUAGCAACCUACAUUAAAAAAAAUGGCAGCUUUGCCAAUUUGAGGAUUCACCCUCAUGGCUUGGUGUUGGUGGAUCUGCAGAGCUACAAUGAUCACAUGAAAGGACGAGAGGAAGCUGAUAAGCUUCUAAACAAAGUAGAAGAAAGAAUGAAAGAAUUGUUCCAUGGUGAUAUAAAAAGGGUGAAAAGGCUGCCAGCCAUUCUGAGAGGAGGUGUCAUUGACAGAUACUGGCCCACAGCCGACGGACGCCUCGUGGAGUACGACAUAGACGAAGUUGUUUAUGAUGAAGAUUCACCUUUCCAGAACAUUAAAAUCCUGCAUUCAAAACAGUUUGGGAAUAUUCUUAUCCUCAGUGGGGAUGUUAAUCUGGCAGAGAGUGACCUGGCAUACACUCAAGCCAUAAUGGGCAGUGGGAAGGAAGACUACUCUGGGAAAGAAGUGCUCAUCCUAGGAGGUGGUGAUGGAGGUAUACUGUAUGAGAUAGUCAAGCUGAAGCCAAAGAUGGUUACUAUGGUAGAGAUCGACCAAAUGGUGAUCGACGGGUGUAAAAAAUACAUGAGGAAAACCUGUGGAGAUGUCUUGGACAAUCUGAAAGGAGAAUGCUAUCAGGUUCUGAUUGAAGACUGUAUUCCUGUACUGAAGAGGUAUGCCAAAGAAGGAAGGAUGUUUGAUUAUGUCAUCAAUGACCUGACAGCUGUUCCAAUCUCCACAUCUCCAGAAGAAGAUUCUACCUGGGAAUUUCUGCGCUUGAUUCUCGACCUCUCCAUGAAAGUCCUGAAGCAAGAUGGAAAAUACUUCACACAGGGAAACUGUAUCAAUCUGACUGAUGCCUUGACUCUGUAUGAAGAACAGCUCAGCAGGCUUUAUUGUCCUGUGGAGUUUUCAAAAGAAACUGUUUGUGUUCCCUCCUACAUGGAAUUAUGGGUAUUCUAUACUAUUUGGAAGAAACAAACCAACAUCUGACCAGGAAGAUUAUUUGAUUAACUUCUCCUAAAUGUACAUGCUGCAUGGAGCAUAUAUAGGCCUGCCACCUGCUGCAUAUUUGCCAUCUUGAACCUUUUAAAUUAUAUUGCUGUAGAUGAUCCUGAAACUUAGUCCUGCUAUUGAUUGUGAAUUCUUUA
Indicator indicator is the source of this 1275-nucleotide messenger RNA. It is a transcript of the gene SMS, whose product is annotated as spermine synthase. NCBI's taxonomy places the organism in Eukaryota, Metazoa, Chordata, Aves, Piciformes, Indicatoridae. Gene Ontology annotation, molecular function: spermine synthase activity. Gene Ontology annotation, biological process: spermine biosynthetic process. The transcript has 11 exons. The coding region runs from base 8 to 1117 and encodes 369 amino acids. The record is from RefSeq and is a predicted model, not a curated record.